AUGCCGGAUCCUUUCGUGAAGGGUGAAAUUCAUGAGAAGAAGGUCAUGCUGAGUGUCUGGCGGGGAGUUCAUGGAAUCUACGGUUUUGAACUGUUGCCGGACAACACGACAGUUACUGCCGAGGUCUACUCAACUACAAAGACUGGCCGACAAGAUCCGCAAGGAGCACCCGAAGCUCGACAACGUUCGCCUGCUGCACGAUAA
This is a messenger RNA of Necator americanus (New World hookworm), 204 nucleotides long. RefSeq lists its product as uncharacterized. The coding region runs from base 1 to 204 and encodes 67 amino acids. Gene Ontology annotation, molecular function: nucleic acid binding. The transcript has a single exon. The record is from RefSeq and is a predicted model, not a curated record. Lineage: Eukaryota; Metazoa; Nematoda; Chromadorea; Rhabditida; Ancylostomatidae.